AUGCAGCAUCUUCAACCACCAAUACCUCCCCAAUUCCUUCGUCUAGCCAUAGCCAAGUUCUCCCAUACAACCACUGCUAUUGAUCAUGUCGGUCCACUGACUUGGAAUCAUAUCCCUGGAAAUGGAGAUCUGGCUUGCAUCUUUGAGAAAUUCCUUGACUCCGGGCCAGUCCCAUCAAAGAUGAUUCAGAAAGUGGUUCGAGGCGAUAGUAUCCUGGAACAGCUUGAUCUCGUCUUCUUCACUCGCAUGGCAGCAAUGCAGGCCCAGCUGAUUCCACCCUCAAGGCCACACUUUGCCGUCGUUGUGAAGUCGCCUUGUCUUGCAGUCAAGUAUCCUCAUGGUGGAACACAUAUUCGUCGGUUUCAGAUCAAGUUCAUCACAGAGCGUGACUACUUCACGGCCUUGGCCCUUCUGGGCGAAAUAAACUGCCCAUUGACAGAAGGCAAAAUACCACUUCCAGCAAUGCAACGAUUCCCUUCAGUGUCAUCAUGGACAUCAGGACAUAUCUCUUCCAUUGGUCCCAGGACUACAAAUACAGUGGUAAAUUCAACUGGUAGCAAUGGAGUCCACUUUUAUCCCACUGGGGCAUUAGGUUCUGAAAGGACAACACCCAUUCGAGCAUCAUCUCCCGCGAGCACUGUCUCACACCCUGUGUCCAGAUUUGGCCCUAUACCAGCUUUCAAUCCCUCAUCCAAAAGCACGGAACAGCUAGAUUUCUUCCAACUGCCCCAUAACUCUGCCCACUUUAAGACCUUUGACAAAGAACCUGAUCAACCAAGCUCGCAGCUUUCCACCGUAUCUGCCAUCCAUGACGUCGAGCAAUUAAAUCAGAUGCUCCCUCCCAAGAGAGACCUGCCCUUCUCAAAGCCAACCGCAAAGAAACCGCCCGCUGCAAGCAUGACUCGAACAACACAAGAACAUUCCCGUUCAGUUCCAUCGCCAAGUUGUCAACCUAUAAAGUCAACCAAGGAUCCAGAACCCCGUCCAUAUCAUCCUGUGGUCGAACCUAGUACUCAUUCUGGUGUGCCUGAUUCGGAUUCCCAAAUCUUGUCCCAAACAAAUCCUUGUCCCGAGGCAAGCCAGCCAUUAUUACUAUAUGAGGAGCCCGCUGUUUCGCAGAACACAGCUCCAAUCCGCGAAUCCACUGAUCAGGUAUCUCAAGUACCAAACUUCCUGAACACAUCGCACACACAGACUAAUCUAUCCGACUUGAACUCCAACCACAACACAUCUAGCAAGCCAAAUGAAAAAGACCCAGCCCUGACAGAAGACCAUCUGGCACAGUAUCUGUCUUCACCAACAGCUGAGCGGAUUGUCUUUCUCGAGAACUGGAUGUGCGAGUUGAUCGACGAUGACAGUUUCAUGACUCUGUGCGAGGACGUGGAUGGAACAUGGAGGCGGUUUGCAUUCGGGCAAAAGUAA
Molecule: messenger RNA, 1422 nt
Organism: Penicillium coprophilum
Lineage: Eukaryota; Fungi; Ascomycota; Eurotiomycetes; Eurotiales; Aspergillaceae
Exons: 4
Coding region: 1-1422 (473 amino acids)
Biological process (GO): reciprocal meiotic recombination
Source: RefSeq, a predicted model, not a curated record